Molecule: messenger RNA, 4756 nt
Organism: Schistosoma curassoni
Lineage: Eukaryota; Metazoa; Platyhelminthes; Trematoda; Strigeidida; Schistosomatidae
Source: the annotation of a GenBank genome assembly
AAUAUGGUCAAACAAGAACGUGCCGCUACUAAAAUUCAAAAAUGUCUCCGAGAUUACGUUGCACGAAAUAAAAUGAAACGUUACUUUAUUGGAUUAUUGAAUGAGUUAUCUAAACAAUUAGAUGAUAUAAUAAAUAAAACUGGUUUCAAUGUGGAGCAUGAAUUUGAACAUAAAUUAUUGAAGUUACUUCAAUGUUUCAAUACAUGCUAUCGUAAUAAAAGUCCGGAACAAAAACAUCUUUUUACUGUUUGUCGUUUAUUAUUGUCCAAACAUGGAAAAGAUGCACAAGUCAACUGGUUAACUAAUGGUUCUGUUGACCAUAUUUUCACACUAGGGAAUUCGUUAUUAAUCAACAUCAAAUAUUUAACAAAACUUCCAUCAUUAACAACAUCAUCAAACUAUACAUUACCGAUUCGUGUAUUAGAGGAAUUAUUCAACAUUUUAAUCGGAGCAUGUUCAUCUACAAAAAUCUCUUUAUAUUCAAAACAACUACACUUCAGUAUUGAAUGGAUUUGUCGACAUUUAUCAAAGCAUCAUUAUUUUAAUCAUUUGGCUUAUUUUAUGGAUCAACAAUUACCAACUACAACUGGUGGUUAUCUUAAAGAUUUCACUACCCAAUCACAAGUAUUUGAUCCUGUGGAAUUUUUCAAAUUACCAAAAACUCGUCCUUUUAUUAAUCUAAUAAUUGCACCGUUGAAAUGUGCUUUUAACCUAUCGGAUAAUGGUAGUCCAUUUUCUAAUCCAAUGGUCGAUUUGUAUCGUGAACUUGUUUUCACAGCAUUAAAUGAUAUUCUCAUAUCAACCAUUGAUGAUCACAAUACUUAUAUUAUCGGUGAACGUGUCAUACUCAGUGUUGGCAUGGAAAUGUUCAAACUACCUAAUCUACAUCAAAUUGUUAUUCAUGGAUGUUUAACAGCGGUUGGGAAUGAAAAUAGCCAAUUAAACACUGAACAACAACGACAACAACAACCACAUAAUGGAACUAUUUCAUUGAUUCCUUCUAUCAAUUUAUUACACCUUUUUGUGACUGUGGCUAUACCUGGCAUGUUAGUAAAAUGUGAUUCAACCACAACCACAUCAAGUUCAACUGUCCAUACAACCGAGUCAUCAAUAAUACAAGAUACUGAUGACGAUGAUAAUCAUGAAGAAGCAGUGACAGAGGAAGAAGGAGGUGACGAAUCAUUGCCAGUUCUGUUAGCUACUGAAUCUUACACACAUUAUACAUGGUCUGGUUCACCUUUAGAAGCUGCGAUAACGAUACGUUUUGUUGCUCGGAUACUUAUGAGUUGUUUAACGGAACCUCAUCUGCCUAUUGUUCGUCCAAUUACUGAUCCUAAACCGUUACAACUACGAAUUGGACAAGGAGAAGAAUUAUCAGAUGACGACGAUGGUGAUGAUGACGACAACAAGAUUAAUGAUAAUCAUAAUAGAAUGAAGGGAGUGGAAAUCAAUGAUCAGGAAAUGAAAAUGUCAGCUGAAUUUACUAGAAGUGCUAAUAACUGUAGUCUUAUUUCAGAGGCUGUCUUGUUUCAACCAGCUACUCAACUGACAAAAAUCUCUGCGUCACUAAGUCAUAGUUUACCGGCGCUAGCAGCUAGCUCAUUGUCUACACUAGAAAAUUUCAAUAGUGAUUUGGAUAAUUCAGAUAAAUUGGAAUUAAUUCGUUCUUCAUCAUAUCUACAUUAUUGCCUUUCUCAAGUAUGUGGUCUGUCUAGGACAUCAUUAAUACGCAUUAACUCAAUUUAUUCACAGUAUACAAUCUAUUUACGUUGUUUAUGGAAAUUAAUUGAAAAUACUAAAUGUUUAAAUAAAUCAACAUUAAAUUAUUCAAAUACCAAUAUGUCUACAUUGUUCAAUAUUUUAUGCUCGGGUGAAUUACCUACGCAUUUAGUGGAACUUCAAAGUUAUCUUCCACUGAUAUUUACAUUUGCUGAUUGUCUUCAUCAUCGCUUAUUAUGUUUAACUGAUUCGGAAAUCUGUGACAUCUCAUCGGAAGCGAACUACACCAACUCCAACGAUUAUCGUCAUCAACAACCAAUCAAUAAUUAUAGUGAACCCUCACGAGGAGGUUGUGGUUUUCGUGCUGAUGAAUUAUUACAAGUUGGUGCAAGACUUCGUGAUCUUAUGCUCGGCCUAAUUGAUUUGUCACAUCCUGAUCAAGUGCCGAAACAAACUCGUUGUAAUUUACAAACAGAUACACAUUGUGCAGAAUCAAUGGAACAACCAAAUUAUGGUGCAGUAUUACGUAGAAUAGAACAAUGGGUCGAAAUAGCCGAUCUUGGCAGUUCACCUAUUGGUGAUCUAAUGAUGCGAAAUUAUACACAAUGGUCGAUACCGGAUUUUCGUCUUUUACUAUAUUGUUGGUGUAGUUUACUGCGUCGAGUUGAACGGUUAGUAUUUCAAAUCUAUGAUUGGGAUCGUCGUUGUCGACGUCAACAAGAUACUAGUCUGCCUAUCUACCUUUUACAAAAUCCACAAUCCACAACGACAACAGCUUCUACAAAUGCAUCAUCUACAUUUUCAUCCUCAUCCUCAUCAACUGAUAUUGCACGCGUAACCAAUUCACCACGUCUACCACUUGGCACACCAAGUCUUAGUCAAACAUUUUGGUUGAAAGAUAACUUAUUUGAUUUAUUAAAUACUACAGAAUCACAAUCUUCAUGGUUUGAAAAUCAUGGUUAUCAAAAUACAUUGGCAUUAGCUGGUGCACCGUUUGGUUAUUAUAGUAUUUUGAAUCCAGAUCGAAAUCAAGAAUCAUUUUCUUUAUCCAAUCGUCAAAUACGUCAAGUCUUAUUAUUGAAAAAAGUUCCAUUUGUUAUACCAUUUGAAAAACGAGUUAAAUUAUUUAAAAUUCUAAUCAGUGAUGGUAGUACAUAUAAUCGUAAUCCAUUUCGACGAAUAUAUAAUAUGUCUAAUCAACCAAGUGUUUCUCUUGUUGUUCGUCGAACUCAUUUAUAUGAAGAUGGUUUUGAGAAAUUAUCCAAAGAAAAUGUACCCAAUUUACGUCAACGUUUAAAAGUGACCUUUUUAAAUCCAACUGGUUUAGCUGAAGUUGGUAUUGAUGGUGGUGGUUUAUCAAGAGAAUUUCUUACUGAAAUUAUUCGUGCUGGUUUUGAUCCAACUAGAGGAUUUUUUAUUUAUGCAUCAGAUAAAACUUUAUAUCCAAAUCCACAAGCAUCUGCAAUUACAUUGGAUUAUUUAAAGCAUUAUUAUUUCUUAGGAAGAAUUUUAGCAAAGGCAAUUUACGAAGGUGUGCUUGUCGAACUUCAGUUCGCUUAUUUCUUCUUGGCGAAAAUUGUUAGUCGAAGUGGCGGUGGCGGAGUCGGCUUUGAUUAUCUACAUUCACUUGAUCCUCAAUUGUAUAAACAAUUAUUAUUUUUAAAAAAUUACAAAGGGGAUGUACGAGAUUUAUCCUUAGAUUUCACUAUGGUUCAAUCAAUUUUUGGUCAAUCUGAAACGAUCGAAUUGAAACCAGGUGGUAAACAUAUACCAGUUACUGAAGAAAAUCGUGUUGAAUAUGUACAUUUAAUUGCGAAUUAUAAAUUAAAUAAAAUGAUUUAUCCACAAGUACGAGCUUUUACUGCUGGAUUAAAUGAUGUCAUACCAAUUGAUUGGGUACGUCUUUUUGAUGCAGAAGAAUUACAAACUCUUAUAUCUGGAGCAGAUAUGGUAAUCGAUGUGAAUGAUUUAAAACAGCAUACAUUCUACAUUGGAAGAUCCUGGAGUCCAUGUGCGCUAUUGAUUUCGAAUCAGGCUUUUCCAACUCUCUCUGUCCACCAACCCGGUUAAAGCACCAGACAUUCUGUUUCCGUCCUCUCAAUUUCAUAAACAACACCCCCCUCCGCUGUGGAAAGGCAGUGAAUAGGACGUCCCUGGUAGUGGUUAUAUUAACCACGUGGUCAUUUUAGAGCAUUUCGAAAAGGAGAGUUGACUCUCCCCACCCUCGGCUUUACCAGGGCGUUUAGAUGUUCUUAAAUCAAAUCUUUUCUGCUGUUGUUGUUUUUAAAUGUUAUUAUUACUUCAAGAAUUGAAGAAGCAGCUUCAAUAAAUUUCUCAUCAUCAUUAUAAAACUAUUUUUCUUCUUUUUGUUUUUCUUUAUCAUAACUUUUUCUUUUCUUUUCUUUUUUUCAAGAUUCAUUAAAUUAUACUGAAACAUUAGAUUGUUUUUGGUCAGUAUUACAUAAUUUUUCAGAAUCUGAUAAACGUUCAUUUUUACGUUUUGUUACUGCAUGUUCACGUCCACCAAUGUUUGGUUUUCGUGAAUUACAACCACCAUUUUCAAUACAAAUUACUGAUGAAAUUGAACGUUUACCAACUGCAAGUACAUGUACAAAUUUAUUAAAAUUACCUAAUUUUCGUAAUAUAAAACUAUUACGUGAACGUUUAUUAUAUGCAUUAAAUGCAAAUGCUGGUUUUGAAUAUGGUUAAAUUCAAUCAAGUAAAGUGAUGAUGUUUGUUUAAUUGUUUACUUACUUACUUGUUUGUUUGUUUGUUUUUCCUUUGUAAACAUUCAUGUAUCCAUUCACUUAUCAUGUUGAUAUUUUCUUAAAUUUAUCAAUUGAGUAGAAGAUUUCGCUUUUUUUUCCUUCUUUUUUUCGUUUUUUUUUAUAUAAAAAUUUCUAUUAACAUUAUCAAUACUACUGUAUACUUGAGUAGUAGUAGUAGUACUACUACUACUACUUCUAACAUUUUGGUUAUAAUCAUUUGAAUAUAAUAAUAAUAAUAAUCAUAUAUUUAUAUAUGGAUGUUGGUGAAA